GUGGAGGGAUUCGAGAAGCUGCUGUCAUUUCAGAAACUUCUCAUUUCUAGAAUACUGUGUAGGCGGGGAGGGGAUCACACAAACAAUAAUCAUUGCAAGGCUUCUGAAAACUUGUAGAUAUUCCGGAUCGCCCUCCCACCCGGCUCCAGAAACGAGUCUCAGUUUAGAAUGGCUACCUACAGUCGAAGGCUAUCUGAAUAUUCCUUCCAGGAAACCCAAGACACAACAUGUCAUAACUCUCUGGAACCAGAUUGUUUCCCCCUUUCAAAAAGUUCGUCUGCCACCCUAUUCCCCAGAAGGGACAGCAUAGAAGAAAGGCCAACAAUUAAACAGGAGCUAAGGAAGACCCUCAGUGGCUUUGUCUCUCCAUUGAGCUCAGAUGAAACCGAUAUGUGGUGCCCUUAUCACCCGAAUUGUUUCACACCACAAAAUAAUUUCACUGUGAUCCCCUUAUGUCGCUGCUUCCAAAUGGGAACCAUCCCUGACGCUGAUCGUGCUGCUGACCUCCCAAUACUCCAGGAAAAUUUGAAAAUUCACAGCAACAGCCACAGAAACACGAACUUCUCCAUGAGAAGGGAAGCAGACGCAAUGUUAGGUGCAGACUCAAACCUGGGAAAAUUGCAAGCCAAGGUGAUGCACAGAAGUUGCUCAGACAUCAUUUGUGAUUACAGGGAGAGCUGUUAUCCAGCUGAUACUGCGCAUAGUAAGACUGCUGGUGCAUAUCAGGCUCCUGUGUCCGGCAGAGAUUAUGGUAUACCUUCUCCAGGUGAAAUGACAUCUAAAGAAUGUAACCAGAAGAUUGUGAUCAAUAUAUCAGAGAGUGAGGUUGACAUUAGGCAUCAAGAAAAUGACAGGGAAAAUACAACUGUUGCAGACUUCCAAGCCAAUAGUAUAGUGAAUGACAUAUGCAGUCCCAUGCAUCAGGGCCAUUUCAUGUUUUCACAGAACUCUCCCAAUUGUCCAAGUGUCAAGGUUGACCAGGAUUCUGGUAAACAUUAUCAAGGCAAUAAUGUGACAGAAAAUGAGACAAUUUCCUCGGGUCAGAGUAACAUUACAUAUCGGGAAGGAGUUGCCACACAUCAAAAUAGUUUAAUGGGUAAUCAAACAUGCACAGGACACCAAAGCCACUUGAUGUCUGGUUUGACGAUUCAAGACACUACUCCUGCUUAUUGUCAUUCACUGCCAAUCCCUGCUAUUCAUCUCUUUCCGAGACUAGUCAGUUCCGUCAGUGAAUCUGGAAGAGGAACUGUCGUUGAUGCAUGUUGUCAUCCGCUGCCAGUUUCGGGGAUUCUGGCAUUCCCAAGGUUGGUGUCUUCAGUGAGUGAAUCAGGGUUGGAUGCAAGACAUCUUCUGAAAUGCCACGGAACACUGGAAAAUGAAGCUGUCCAUGCUGCAACUGACAGGAAUUCUCACAACACUUUCGAUAGGAAUAAAGUGGAACUUGAAAAGUGUACUCCCCCUUUAUUGCCAAGCAGUCCAAAUAAUGAUGCGCAUGUGAGAACACAAGACAUGUGGACUAUGACAACUGACCUGACCCUUCAAUAUCAUCAUCAACUGGAACAUAAAGAUGCAGGAGUACAGACCUCCUUGGCAGUUGACUGCAGGUCAGUAGGCACUAGCCCCCUGUCUCCAACUGACAGUUGCCUAGUUCAUAUGUUCCCAGAGGUUAACCUUGAAGAGAAUCAGCUAAUCCAGGAAUCUCCAGUCAGGGAAGUGAAAUGGGAUGACAAAGGAAUGACGUGGGAAGUCUAUGGAGCCUCUGUUGAUCCUGAGGUCCUUGGGCUGGCAAUCCAGAAACAUCUGGAAAUUCAGAUAGAACAACAUGAAAGGGACAAGAUGUCGACAGCUGAAAAGACGGUGAAGCAGUUGGAUGUUAAUGAUGAUGGAACACGUGUGGUGGAACACCGAGUGAAAGAGAAAAGACACUUGCCAGGUUUUAGGAAUAUGAUGUCUACUUUAAGACAUCCAACAUGCUGUGUGCGUUCCAGUGCUGCAAUAGACUGAAUAGCUUUACCCACUGGAAAAGUAUAAUAAUUGUUGGAUGUUUCAGCGGUAUUCCCAAGACAUAAAAACAGUUCUGGUUUUUCCCUUAAUUUAAUGUUGACCCAUAAAUGUCAAAACUCAUUAUUUAGUAAAUGUUUAUUUAUAAUACACUAACUAUUCUUUCAAAAUAUUUAACAGGGUAGCUAAAUAAGAAGCUGUAGAGAGGGUAGGGACAUCAGAAAAUGUAAGACAAUUUUUCCAGUAGAUUAUAAGCUACUAAUAAAAAGGUGAGGUUUCAGUACAUGUAUGGGUGCAAACACUGGGUGCUCAGGUAGGGGAGGAUAAAGACAAUGGUAAAAUGAUUGUAACAGUAUCAGUGAUGGGGACAAAAGGACAUGUUUUGCAUUAUGCUUUUAACCGUCUUGUUUUUGCUGCAUUGAAGAAUAUUAACCUUUGACAAAUUUGUGAUCCUUGUCAAAUAUGUGGUGAGGUGAACCAGUUAAUUAAUUGAAAGUGUAACAGUGAACCAAAAGUAAUGAUGAAAACUGAGGCAAGACAGCUAGAUGAUUGAUAUUAGUUUCCCAGGUUGGGCUGGUCAUCUUGUAUAUGGUACCCCUAUAGACUCAGAAAUAUAAUGAAACCAAAGAGGGAGAUUCAGCCCAAUGUGCCUGUACUGGCUCUUUAGUAGAGCUAUUUAAUUUGUUUCACUAGAUUGCAAUUUCCCCAUGGCCUUGUAAUUCUUUCCUCUUUAAGUAUAUUUCUUUUUCAUGUCACUACUGGAUCUGCAUCCCAAUACAUUCAGGCAAUGUAUUUAAGAUCACAGCAAUUUACUAUCUAACAAAUGGUUCAGUCAUAUCCUCUCUGGUUCUUUUGUCAAUCAUCUUAGACCCUGUACCCCUAGUUACUGACCCUUCUGUCAUUGGAAACUGUUUCUCCAUUUGUACCCCAUCAUAACCAUUCAUGAAAUUGAACACCUCGAUCCAAUGUCCUUUUCAGCUUAGAUAAAAUCAAGAAUGGCAGAUACUGGAGAUCUGAAGCAACAAAUAGAAGGUUGUGGAGAAACUUAACAGAUCUGGCAACAUCUGUGAAAGAAUAAACACGAGUUAAUGUUUCAAGUCUAGUGACCCUUCAUCAGAACUGGCAAGAGGUCCCUGGAUUCGUAAUGUUAACUCUGUUUCUCUCUCCAUAUUCAUCUAUCUAUGUCCUCAAGUCUAUAACUAUCCUCCUCAUUGUUUACUCCAUUCUCAAGUUUCAUGUCAUCUGCAAAUGUUGAAUUCAUGCCUUGUUUAACCAAGUCCAGGCCACUAAUGUAUAUCAUCAAAAAGACUACUGGAUUCUAAUAUUAACCACUGAGCCUUCUCCCUCCAGCAUCAGAUACAAUCAUACACUACCACUGUGCUUACGCUUCCUUAGACAAUUUUAUUUCCAUAUUGUCACUGUCUUAUUAAUCCCUUGCAUUUUAAUUUUGCUAAAGGUCUACUUGUCAAAUACCGUCUGAAAGUUCACAUGCACAGCAUCAAAUAAUGGAAAACUAUGACAUAAAAUUAAAACAAAAUUCUUAUAUUACAGAAAGAAUGAUAAAAUAAAU
Molecule: messenger RNA, 3571 nt
Organism: Hemiscyllium ocellatum (epaulette shark)
Lineage: Eukaryota; Metazoa; Chordata; Chondrichthyes; Orectolobiformes; Hemiscylliidae
Product: GRIN2-like protein
Exons: 2
Coding region: 169-2004 (611 amino acids)
Biological process (GO): neuron projection development
Cellular component (GO): plasma membrane
Source: RefSeq, a predicted model, not a curated record